UGUGGUCUUCAACAAAGCUUGAUUGAGAGAUCACAUCACCGCUGAAGAUUGUGGCAGGACGGUGCGUCUAAUUUGCUAUUUUACCGAACCUUACAAAACGUGUUUCUGCUCGGUUUGUGGCUGGAUAGUUCUUAUGAGAUCGAGCCGAGCCGGCUGGUUGUUCAAUAACAGGCUGAAAGGAUCUCUUCCAGUAAAUGCAGGCAUGAGGAUUGCACAUCUUUCUCUUGAAAUGCAUCAGUUCCGCUGGGCUGCCUCGUGACUCCAGCAGCGACCGAGAGGAGGAGGAGGAGGACCGCGGUGCAGACAGUGUAUGAUCCGGGCCCGUCACCUCCUGUCCGCUCCUCUGAAGCGCUUAUGCACGUCUGGAUCAGGGGGAGCAGAGGCAGCUGCACGGGGAGGCGCUGAAAUGAGAUGAGGCUCAGACAUGGAACUGUUGCCACUGCGAUUGUUUUCUUCACGUCGUUUCUCAGUCUGUCCUGGUACACGGCUUGGCAAAAUGGCAAAGAAAAGUUGGUAGCCUAUCAGAGGGAGUUUCAUGCCCUGAGGGAGCGUCUGCGCGUGGCAGAGCACCGAACUCUUCAGCGCUCCUCUGAGCUCAACGCCAUCCUUGAGCAGUUCAGACGUGCCAUCGCAGAGACCAACGGCAGCAAAGAUGCUCUCUCCAACUUCUCAGAUGAGACGCAGAAGUUGUUGAAGGAGUUGGCUCACAGGAAGCCCCUCCAGGUGCCAAAUAUCUACCACCACCUGCCUCACUUGCUCAACAAUGAAGGCAGUCUGCACCCUGCCGUACAGGUGGGCCAGGGACGUACCGGAGUUUCCAUGGUGAUGGGCAUCCCCACGGUUAAGCGGAAAGUAAAGUCAUACCUGUCAGAGACACUUCAUUCGCUCAUCGAUAAACUCUCAGCGGAGGAGAAGCUCGACUGCGUCAUCAUAGUGUUUGUGGGAGAGACGGACGUAGAUUACGUAAACAGCGUGGUUGCAGGCCUUGAAAAAGAGUUUUACACAGAACUGAAUUCUGGGUUACUGGAGGUCAUAUCGCCCCCUGCCAGCUACUAUCCAGACUUCAGCAACUUAAAAGAGACCUUUGGUGACUCAAAAGAGAGGGUGAAAUGGAGGACCAAGCAGAAUUUGGACUAUUCCUUUCUAAUGAUGUAUGCCGUCAACAAAGGGGUCUAUUAUGUCCAGUUAGAGGAUGACAUCGUCGCUAAGCCCAACUAUUUUGCCACCAUGAAAAACUUUGCCCUUCAACUCGCCACUGAGGACUGGAUGAUCCUUGAGUUUUCACAGCUGGGCUUCAUUGGUAAAAUGUUCCAAGCCCCGGAUCUAAAUCUCAUUGUGGAGUUUAUCUUCAUGUUUUAUAAGGAGAAGCCCAUCGAUUGGCUGCUAGAUCACAUACUCUGGGUCAAAGUAUGCAACCCAGAGAAAGAUGCCAAACACUGUGAGAGACAGAAGUCGAGUCUGCGCAUUCGUUUCAGGCCCUCUUUGUUUCAGCAUGUAGGCCUGCACUCCUCCCUUGCUGGGAAAAUCCAGAAACUCACGGAUAAAGACUUCCUGAAACCUCUACUGCAUAAGAUUCAUGUGAACCCACCGGCGGAGGUGUCCACCUCUCUUAAAGUGUAUCAAGGCCACACGCUUGAGAAGACCUACAUGGGCGAGGAUUUCUUCUGGGCAAUUACUCCAAUGGCUGGAGACUAUGUCUUGUUCAAGUUUGAUCGGCCUGUCAACAUAGAAAGGUUCCUUUUUCGCAGUGGAAACCAGGAGCACCCAGGAGACAAAAUUGAGAACACUACUGUCGAGAUCCUGCCCUUUUCGGACGCUGAAUUGAAGACCAAAGAGAAAUACAAACGAACAGAGGAUCGGUUCUAUAAACUUGCUCAGUUUGAGAAAGGAGUGGCAGAGGGGACGGUUGAGCCUGCCUUUAACCCUGUGGUGGCUGUACGUCUGACGGUUCAGAAGGACUCCGCCGUGUGGGCGAUUAUUAGCGAGAUCCAUAUCAAAAGGAUACCUGGAUAACUACCUGAAUGUCUCCAGUGGUUUGAGGCCCUUUGGUCAUCUCGACAGGGACGUGCUACUCGCAUCUACAGCGCUUCAAGUGUGACAGUGACAUUAUCAGAGGAACCCUCGCUUUAUGUUCUUUACCUCUUAAACUUGAUUUUUUUUCCUUACUUUUUUGUUAUUUCGUCUUCCUCUGGUAGCUUCGUCUGUCUUCUCUUCUACUUGGCUUUCCCUUCUGUCGUCAGACUUUGUUUUUCCUUUUCCUUUUCCCUGAAUUCUGUUUUGUGAAUGUGACUACUACUGUACAGAAAAAGACACUUUUGACGGAAUGUUUCCAGACACUAAAUUUGUGUCAUGAAGAAUUGCAAUCAUUGCUGUCAUGAAGGUUUGAAGUUCAGGAUUCAAGACUACAUCAAUGCUGGAGAAUAAGUUGACGUCCCCUACUGAUGAAGAAUGUCCUCAGCAAUCUGCCGUCACGGACUGUAACUGACCUCAAACCCUGGGUCAGGUGACCACGGCUGGAUUUCGGCUGAGAUAUGAACGAGUAGGAUGACAGAAAUGUCAAAAUAGUUUUUAUUUCAAAGUUUGUUUGGUUUUUUUUGGUUUUAGGUUGUUGAUGUUGGCACUCUGGUAAGAACUUUUUGAAAAAAGAGUUUUUUAUUUUAUCGACUACUUUGCCAAAAUUUAGAAACAUAUUUCUUAAAAUGAACAGCAUAUCUUAGGCCUCUACCUGGUCAACAGGAGUGGAUUUUCCUCUUUGUCAGUUUCUUGUCAACCAGUCAAUCAUGGAUUUCAAUCUAAAGGUUUUUAAUUGCUGUUGUUAUUAUUAUUAUUAUUAUGACGAUCUAUGAAGGUGAAUUAAUUUAUUUGAAAUAAAUCUUUUAAUUUGUACAAGAAGUAAAUGCUUUUAUAUUCAUUGGAAAUUUAUAACAUGGCAGAGAAUUUAUUGUGGCUUGAAGUCGAGUGAAGAUGGUUGAUGUUUGUAUCUUUGUGUAGUUCAGAGGGGUGCAGGGCCGCCCACCUCUGUGCCUUAACAUCCAGCGUCCCUAGGGGCCCUGGUAAAGGACUGCCUUGCGCCCUGCCAAAACGCUUAAAUCAUACAAUUGGACAAUUUGUUAUAUGCUUGAUUUAAGUGGGAUGUUUAAGUUUAGAGCAUGACAUGUCCAUAUGUUGCAGAAUCUUUCAUAUUUUCCUUUGUUCAUUGAGCAUUUUCCAUCUCAAAUAAUCUGCUUUCAUCAUGUCAGUCAGAAAAUGUUCCUCUUUCUAUGCUGUAUCACAAGUAUCUGAAUGUUCAGUGAGUCAUGAUUAAGUCCAGAUGGAAUCUGCAGAUUUUUUUUCUGUGUGGUAAAAUAUGAUUAAUGAAGCUGAGAGGAUAUCGGUAGCUGAAAGCACAAUAUACGGAGCCCCUAAAGGGGCAUGGUGAUGUGGAAAAUUAGAUUGUAUUUCAAAGCAUCGAAAAACUGUUUCAAUACAUCGAUUCUCAAUUCGCGAUACAAAGAAUCUGGAUCGAUUCUGAUAUUUUUCAAUGUAUCGUGAUCCUCUUUCGAUUUGAUUCUGAUCUUAGUUUUAACAGCAGAUGGCACAAUGUGCUUUAGAAACACCCAUACCCAUGCUUGCUUCCAGUUCCCCUACACACACCACUUAAACCUAAAAUAAUCAUUCAUAAAGUUCGAAAAGGUUGAAGCGAAUUACUAGGGUGUUCGCAGUGGGCUGUGUUUACAUUAAUCUUGCGUCAUAAAGGCAUUCUGAGCCGAGGUGCAAGAAUAUUUAACCACUUACAUGAAUCAUCCGAACGCACAAGCGCUCUCCAGUACUCUUCUUCGUGAGCAUUUUAGUGUGGGGUUAAAAACUAGCCUAGAGUGCCAUCUGCUGUUAAAAACUAAGCUCAGAAUCGAUUGUAUCGAGAAACGAGAAUCGAUGUAUUUGCCCAGCCCUAAAAACUAUAUUUCAAUGCUUAUGCGAGUUUCUCGGGGAACGCAAUACUUUUGCGAGAGAACGCAAAUAUAUAUAUUUCAGUGCUUUUUUCAAGCAAAUGAAAAGUUUAUCAGGGGAGCUCAAUAAUUUUGCGAGUGAAUGCAACGUUUAGCAGGGGAACGCAAACAUUUGUGAUUUGAAAUAUGAGGUGGGAGAAAAAAAAAACUAUAAUUCCAUGCUUUUGCGAGCAAAUGCAAAGUUUCUCAGGAGAACGCAAUACUUUCGUGAGAGAUUGCAAAAGUUUGCCAGCCAAUGCAAAGUGUCUCGGGGAACGCAAUACUUUCAAACGAAGAAAUGCAAAAGCAUUGAGACAUAAUUUUCCCUCCCGUCUCAUAUUUUUCCCAUCACCAUGUCCACUUAAGGGCUCCGUAACAAUCAAUUAAGCCACAAUAUGUAAAAACGUGUAGAACUUUAUGCAUGACGGCGUUCAAAGCUUUCUAUGGAGUUCUGCGGGUGCGGAUUCGGUGUGGGCCUGGUCUGAAGCAAAAUAUUACCAGAACCAUAAUGGAAAUAGAAUGGAACGGCAACAUUGCAGUAGUAUUGAGUGUACUGCUUUGAACACCUGAAUUUAUUACACAUUUAUUACAUUGUAAACCUAUGGUUCUUAUUUAUUUUGCUUGUAGCUCCUGGCAUAGAGACUUGAUGGUGAGGUAACUGCUGUAUAGAUUUCCAAAGUGCUCUCAUCUCAUGUGAUUGUAUAUAUCUUUAAAAAAAGUUUUGGUUCAGCCUGACAUAAUGUGUCAUUGUAUAAUCCUUGAUGCUUCAAAUUUCAGAGCAUAUCCUUUUUAGUUACAUAUGCCCUCAUUUUUGUGACUACUUGGAGCUGCAUGUGAAUUGCAGUACUUGAGAAAUGUGUGUUUUGUAAUAGAAAGCCAAUGUACUGUCAUAGCAUUUGUUUACAGUUUGUUUAUGAUCUCUCCUGAGAGGAGAGACUGAGGUGAAUCCUUGGUCUGAUGUAGAGCACUGUAUCAUCCGUCUACUUUACAUGCUCAUGUGACGUGAAUUCUAGGGAAUUGACAAGUGAAAACACAAUGGAGUGAUUUUCAGUGUUUCGCCAUAUUGCUGCCUUUUUUAUUGCUGCAGAUUUGCGCUCAGUGAUCUGUUUCCACCACUGUUUUAGCACUGAAAGAUGGAUUUAUAUCUGUUGCCCUCUAUUAAACUCUCAUGAGGCAUUUCCCUUUUGGGAUCUGGGAUGUCCAUCUUGAAAUCCACCCUUCUGUCUUACAUUGAGAUGAAUCAGACAUGAAACAUGCUCCUCUUGUGUGGUGCAUUGUAGACUUCAUGUGCCUUCAUCUGUCUUUCUCCAGCUCUGACAUUGAUUUGAAUAAACUCUUCCGAAAUUAA
This is a messenger RNA of Megalobrama amblycephala (Wuchang bream), 5313 nucleotides long. RefSeq names its product alpha-1,3-mannosyl-glycoprotein 4-beta-N-acetylglucosaminyltransferase A (gene mgat4a). Gene Ontology annotation, molecular function: acetylglucosaminyltransferase activity. The transcript has 16 exons. Gene Ontology annotation, biological process: protein N-linked glycosylation. Gene Ontology annotation, cellular component: Golgi stack; endoplasmic reticulum-Golgi intermediate compartment; endoplasmic reticulum. NCBI's taxonomy places the organism in Eukaryota, Metazoa, Chordata, Actinopteri, Cypriniformes, Xenocyprididae. The record is from RefSeq and is a predicted model, not a curated record. The coding region runs from base 412 to 2013 and encodes 533 amino acids.